Messenger RNA from Dendronephthya gigantea, 1716 nucleotides. RefSeq lists its product as uncharacterized. NCBI's taxonomy places the organism in Eukaryota, Metazoa, Cnidaria, Anthozoa, Malacalcyonacea, Nephtheidae. The transcript is spliced from 5 exons. The coding region runs from base 151 to 1179 and encodes 342 amino acids. The record is from RefSeq and is a predicted model, not a curated record.
CGUGCAAAAGUUCACAUUCUGACAUGAAACAGAGGUACAAAAUGUCAAAAAAAGUUGUAGAAGAACAUUAACGCGUUUGAAGAUCAGAAAAAUUCGAAAGAGUGUUUUAUUUUUUAUCAAUUUGUUGUUUUACAAAAGUUCGUUUGAAUUAUGGCGACAGAAUAUGCCUAUCAAAAGCAGACGAUCGAGGAGUUAAUGUUCGCAAAACCAAAGCCGAUGAUCGAGCGUAUCGGACGCGAUUCUCGAGUCUUGAGCUGGAGUACAACAACCAAAGUGACCAUAACAGUUUUGACUCUCCUAGCUGUUUUUUUGGAACAUUUGUUUACCUUUAAACUGCUGCGAUAUAUUCCACUUUAUUUGUGCACACACUGGUUGACUAGCGUCGUGUCUGUUUUGAUCUUCCACCUUCUUGCAAAACGGAAAUCCAGUUACAAUUUUGAUGAUGGUGCCAAAGGGGGUCUGGUGCACAGAAUCCCGUUGUUGAUAUUUUACAUUAUAACAGUUUAUAUUAGUGAAACAGAUUUGGCUACCCAGGUCAAUAGUCAAGGUCCAUCUGCAUUCCUGGUGAAUCUGUGCUUGUCACCAUUGAUAGUGACAGCAGCUCUCACAUGUUUCAUUCAAGAGCAAACUGCCAGCUGGGUGUCAGCUCUGACUGUCACAUAUUCAGGAAUGAUGCUGAUGACUGUCUGUAGUGAUGAUGGCAGUUGCUAUGUGUCUUUUAAAGAUGCAGCAUUCAAUGUGGCAUUUACUGCUUUUUAUGGCAUGUACAUAGUCAAGAUUGCACAGAGUUUACACGAGCUUUCAGUUGGUCAUGUUUUAUUGCUGGUCAAUACUGCAUCAGCUGCCUUGGUACCAGGUUUAAUCAUGUUCUCAAGAGAAGGUGAAAUAAUAUCUUCAAAUCCUUCAAUAGUUAUGGAGUUGGUAAAACCAUCAGUGAUUGUCCCUUUGAUUUUUCUGAAGUUGUUUGAGAUGAUAACCAUGCUAUUACAUAUCAAAAUUACGGGCGUUACAACACAUGUUCUGACAAGAAACCUCGCAUGGAUACCAACAUGUAUUUCCAUAGGUAUAGUGGGGAAGGUCGAACUUAUGGUUUCAUCCUUCAAAGCCUAUUGGAUUGUGUUAGGCUCCUAUAUACUUUAUGUUAUACCUGAUGAUCAUGAUACGAAACGGCCAAGGUAGCAUGGCCAUGAUUUGUCAAAAUUUAAAGUUUAUCUGCAGGACAUAAUUGGCUGACCUACACAGUACAUGUCUAUGAAUCUUUUGUAUACUCUCGUUAAUAUACUGUACUUUGUGGAAGAAUAAUUUUAUGACGUAUACUAAAGGCUAUAAGCAUUUUGGUAAUAUAUUGGGCAUAGUUGUAUAUGGUUUUGUAUAAUGUGACCUUAAGGUUUUCACCAGAGAUUUUCUGAUUAAAGAAGUAAAAUGAAUUUUAAAAAUGGACUAUUUUGACAAUCCAACCUAUUUCAGUUUCCAAUCCUACAGUAUCUGCUUUGUAUCAAACCAUUCUUUUCCUAUUAUUGUUGAAGUCUGGUGCAAGAAAUUAUAUUUCCCCCCAAAUCCUGUGACCUAAUCCUAAUCAGUUCAAUGAUUUAUUAUGAUGCUGGUUUAGGACUUGUAGGCAGUUGGUAGAAUAGAUGAUAGAAUAUUAUAGACCUGAUCACUUUAGUUUCAGAACCAUCGCUAUAUUUAGAAAUAUGAAAUACUAAUUACCUGAGA